AUGUUGACAUCGAUCAGUUCUGAGUGUACUAAUCGCGAGACAGGCAAAAGCAAGAGCACGGAUGGACGCCAUCCUCCCGACGGAAGCGAAAAGCACUGUCGCCCGCAGGAUGCUUCCGGGCACGUGCUUGGCUUGCAGCGGCGGAUACGCAAAGAGGUGCACAGCUUGAGCGAUGCAGAGUUCCAGAGCUUUUCUCGGGCAGCGAAUCUCUUGAAGGAGGUGGAGUCCAAGUGCUCCGGCAAGACACUUUGUCCGGAGGACUAUCCCAACACGUGGGACUCCUUCCGUACCUUCAACAUGCGAUGCCACAACGACGAAGAAGACUUCCUCGUGUGCCAUCGCAGGAUGCUCUACGACUUGGAAACAAGUCUUCAAAAGAUCUCUGGGGACUGUGAUGUGACACUGCCAUAUUGGAACCCAUACCGGGAACCUGGCAAUGCCUUGGAUUCAAAAGUGUGGAACUCCAGCCGAUUCGGUGCUUUGUGGGGCGUAGAGGAGAAGUACUGCUACGACAGCGCUGAGGAUGCUUGGACAGACUGCGUCACAGAUGGAGUUGGUGCUGAUUGGAAGCAGGGCAAUGACAUCCACAGCUACGACUGCUCUGCGUGUCUGAACAGGGCGCCGGAGUUGUACGCCAACCUUCUGCCAUUUCCUGUCCUCCUCGCCGCGGCAAAGAAAGACAGGACGCUGGAAGACUUCCAGUCCUGGGUGCGAGGAAUUGUUGCAGACGUGCACUUCAUGGUAGGCGGAGACAUGGCGCAUCUUCCAGAAGCCACGACAGAUCCUGUGGCGUUUGCUCACUUUGGCAUGAUGGACCUCCUGCUUUCCCUGCGCCAGGUGUACCGCUCAAAAGCUGGAAAGGAUGAGCUUUGCACUACCUGUUCGAAGCCGACUGCUUUUUACAACGUCCCUCGAUCUGAGUGGCUCGGAAAGGUGGACGCUGCGAACUCAUGCAUUCAGGUGCCAGCCAGCAGUCCGCGAGCCUGCAUCGGCUAUGGAGAUCUUGUCCUUGCAACAGGCAACCGGGGACAGGCAAGCUUGCUCAGCGAAGGUGAUUCAGAAGAGUCAAGUGCCGGAGCCAAGUGUACCAGGAUGUUGAACACAAUGAAGUCCAGCACCUGCGGUGUGAAGGAUUUGUUGCACAGCGUCGUCCUCACGCAGCGAUACAACGCGACUUCAGCGUACGCUGCGUGCAGGACUUACUGGUCCAGUAUGGACUCCGAGAUGGGACGCAAUUUCAUGAAGUGGACGCGAAACACAGCCACCAAGAGGAUAGAAAGCUGCAAAGCAGCUGUCAAUGAGACCAUGAAGCUGGUGAGCUUUUUCAGGCAUGAUGAACCAGUGGGCAGUCCUGAAACGAAGUAUGGCAUCAAGUGUGAUGCGACCUUGGAAUGCUGA
This is a messenger RNA of Symbiodinium natans, 1398 nucleotides long. The record is from the annotation of a GenBank genome assembly. Lineage: Eukaryota; Dinophyceae; Suessiales; Symbiodiniaceae.